GGGCUGAGAGCCACUCAAGGUGCCGGCUGUGGGCGCAGCACUGGGGGCUCCCAGGGGGCUGCUCUCUGGCGGACAGACUCAACAAAUGGGACAAAGCUCCGGGGCCCCGGAGAGUGACCACCUGCUCAGGAACGCUAACGAAGCGGAGAUGGAUGGGAGGGGGGUCCCUGGAAGGAAGCAGGACUCUAAGGGACAGGGAGGGCACUGUGUGCGGAGGGGGAGGUCGGUCUCAUGGCCCCUCCCCCCGCGUGAUGUUGGGGCGUGCCUGAGCCCCGCCCCCCCGGACCUGAUGUUGGGGCGCGUCUGAGCCCCCGCCCUCUGGCCGUGAAGCAGCCCAAGGUCCAUACUGGACAGCACUGCCCUCCCCACCAGGGUAGGUGAGCUCUCCCCUUCGGACCCUCCGGAGCCCGUCUGGGUUCCCUGCGCAUGGUUUUCCCUCUCCCUCUCCCUCUGGGGCUGGUCCCAAGCAGUCCCGAACGCCCAUCUGUGAGUCCGCGGCGGCUCCCGUCGGUCUGUCCCCCUCCUCUGCCCCGCAAGCCGGGCCCUGGUCUCCCAGCACGCACGUGGAUGGAGCCGCGGGACUCUGGGCCGCGCUCUGCCCGGCGCAGGGAAGAAGAGUCCUUGCUGGUCCCCUCAGCUUGCAGGCUCCGCCCUGCCCGGCCCCGGGCUCUGCCCAGGUCAAGGCCCAAGUCGGACGGGCACCCCGUGCCCCCUCGUGCCGGGGGGGGGGCCGGGAGAGCUCGGUCCCCCCCAAGGCGGGUGGCUCCCACAAUUUCCAAGGAGAUGAAGCCAGAAGGGCCUCGGGGUCCCAGUGAGAAUUCCCCCAAGGGGGUGCUCAGGGGCCACCUCCCAGGGUUCAGCAGCCUGCCUGGCACGCAGUAGGUGCUUUGGGCAUUGGGAACGGUGGGGGGAGGGUCAGCCGCCCCAGCUUCUGGCUGCCCACCACUCCCCCAUAAAGGAAAUUGAUCCCGGCCACCCCUGCCCCCAUCGCCUCCAGGAGCAAACUCCUUUGGCCUAAAACUGGGUGGAAUGGGACCCCAAAGGCCAGCGAGCCACCCCCCUCAGGGCCCAGGAGAAGAGCCGAAGGCCCUGGAGGGCCCCGGGAAUGAGACACAGUUCAUAGGCCAUCUCCCUGGCUCAGCCCCCCCCCCCCAGGGUCACAUGGGGGAGGCAGGGCCAACGGCAGAGCGGCUCCUGCUCCGCAUGUGAGACCUGCUGGGGUUCCCGUGUGCCCUGCAGCUUCCUGGCUGCAGACCAUGGGCCGCUGGCCGCCUGUCCUGCUCUGCCUGGGGCUGUACCUGAGCCAGGAGACCAGGGCACAGAAUGAAACCUUUCCCAGGCCCCAGAUCAUUUUCGAGACCGGCUCUGUGGUCAUGGUGGACAAGCCCGUGUUCAUCCGGUGCCGGGGGCCCAAGGAGGCCCGUGUGUUCGUCCUGCAGAAGAGGGAGGACAAGGACUUCAUGGAGAGCGAGCACUCCAUCUGGAACGAGGCCCUCUUCUUCUUCCCCCACAUGAACGACACCAUGGCCGGCCACUACAGCUGCUUCUAUCAGUCCGCCUCCGGCAUCUCGCCGCUCAGCGAGAGCGUGAAGCUGGCUGUGGCCGGCGUGAUCCCCAAACCCCACCUCGUGGCCAGUCCCGGCCCCCGGGUGGCCCCGGGCAAGGCUCUGUCCUUUAAGUGCUGGUCGGACCAAAAGCUGGACCGGCUGGUCGUGUAUCAGGACGAGGGGCUCAUCCCGCUCAUGUACCGGCUCGCCCCCGACGCGGAGAUCCAGGUCUCCUUCCCCAAGGCCGGCGCCAAACACGAGGGCAUCUACUCCUGCAUCGGCUUUGCCAGCGAGGAGCCCCUCAGGUGGUCGAUGCCCAGCGACCCCCUGGUGCUCACAGUCUCCCGCUCUCCGAGGCUCACUGCGAGGAUCACGGUCCUGGUGCUGCUGCCGGCCCUGGGCACGUUGCUGCGCUAAGCACGGACCGGACGGACGGGGCGCGGGGAAGGCGGCCGAUCGCUGCCCCAGGCCAGAGCCCCGGUGCAAGCACAGGCAAUAAACGCGAGGUCAAUGUCA
Molecule: messenger RNA, 2063 nt
Organism: Antechinus flavipes (yellow-footed antechinus)
Lineage: Eukaryota; Metazoa; Chordata; Mammalia; Dasyuromorphia; Dasyuridae
Product: platelet glycoprotein VI-like
Exons: 5
Coding region: 1257-1964 (235 amino acids)
Source: RefSeq, a predicted model, not a curated record